Molecule: messenger RNA, 1554 nt
Organism: Orbicella faveolata
Lineage: Eukaryota; Metazoa; Cnidaria; Anthozoa; Scleractinia; Merulinidae
Source: RefSeq, a predicted model, not a curated record
GAAAGGAAAAAAUUCCGAGUUCUGGUUUUUGGGCGUGGCGAUGACGAAGAUUUCGAAUUGAAAGGAUUUGACAUUGCAGCCAAAGCUGUUGCCACCUUAGAUGACACACAUCUUACUUUUGUUGGUGCACCAGAUGGAAAGCAAGACGAGGUUAAAACUCGUUUGCUCAAGUGUGGCAUCCCUGCUCAACGCCUAACUGUCAGAAGCUUUUUACAAAGCCGGGAGAGUUUGAAAAACUUACUUUGCGAAGUGGAUCUUGCAAUCAUGCCUUCGAGAACGGAGGGCUUUGGUUUGACAGGUCUUGAAGCUUUAUCAGCUGGUCUGCCCAUCCUUGUAAGUGGAAACUCCGGGUUUGGAGUUGCACUAUGUGAAGUACCUUUCGGUUCAUACGUUGUGAUCGAUUCAGAGGAUUCCGAUACGUGGGCCAAAGCUAUCAAGGAUGUCCGGAAGAAAAAGCGGGUCAACCGUCUUGAAGAGUCCAAAAUAUUGCGUGCCUUAUACGAGAAGAAGUACAAUUGGGAAGCCCAGACUAAAUCUCUCAUUAGUAACAUGGCCCGCAUAACAGAAGAUUCUCCUGCAGCUAAUCCAAGCUCUUCAAGAAGAACAGAACUGGUUCAACAAACGGAAGUCAUGAGUGAGCGUCUUCCAAGUAUCGUACCUUCUAAGCAUACGUUUGUGGAAACGUCUGUUCUGUCAACAGAUACCCUGCCCAUUGUAGUCAAAAUGAACAGUGUUCAAUUUCGAAAUGCACAAAGCAGGGAUCCUGUGCAACAAGAGGAAGCCAAGCGGCUUAUAAUGAAGGAGAUGACAAAAUGCUUUCUUGAGACACAUGCAUCUCAAGUCCCGGUUGAGAACUACCCUCUUUGCCUUGAUUACUAUUUAAAAGGAGCUCUCGACUUAAUAGUAAGAGAGGCAAUCGAGGGAAGUUUGCUGAUAACAGUGGAAUGCAGGACUCUGGAUAUUCUCGAACGUCUGUGGGGAGACUACUGUUCUGGUCACUUGAAUGCACAAGCCGAGGAACGCCUUUUGACAGAUGAUAUAAAGAAACGAUUUGAUGUGGAAUCCGUUAAGCUAGAAACAACUAUUUUGGAAAAAGAUUACCUGGCUUGCAGGUUGUUCCUAAUGGACAUAUCAGAGGCGAACCAGGACUCGUCAUUGAAGGAAGAUGAAUCACUGCCCCAAGACUAUGCUGACCAAGCUACUGAUGAAACUCAGACUCAAACAGCUGAAGAAGCGGAACCAAUGACGUUGCACUUUGCAGUAAAUUGUAAGUUACAAUCUUUUUGAAGUGGUCACGAAUAUCAACAGAACAUAAGCCACUGAUUAAAUACUUUUUAUGUGCCCUGAGGUCCAGGACAAAUUUGAAGCAUGCAAUCGAGAAGAAAGCUACAGAUAUUUUUUUUAAAUUUUGAGGUGUGCCUCCUUGUUAAACUAAUCCAUUAGUUUAGUAUGGAAACGCUAAUCCCGUUUUCGAGUAAAUGGUGUUGCAGGAGUAUUCCUUAUUAAAAUCCAUCAAUAAUUAUUGGUCUAAACGCGUCACAUGACCGAACAUUC